AUGAUGAAGAUAAAUUGCUUCAGUCACAGGAUGUUUAAUACUUCAACCCCCUUUUCACCCAUAAAACUUCCAUCUCAAAUGGAAACCCAUCUUUGGUAUGCAUUACCAAAUGAAGUGAAAAGUCAAUCUUUACUAAAUCAGUAUGUUGACCUUCUAUCACCACUUGAGAAAGACCACAUUUUCAGCAUUAGUGCCCUUCAUCUUCAAAAAAGUGCUUUAAUAGCCCGUGCACUUGUUCGUACUACUAUAUCUAGAUAUCAGAUAGGCUCUCAAGUCAACCCAAGGUCUCUUGAGUUCAGAAAGAACCCCCAUGGGAAACCCGAGGUAAUUUGGCAAAAUAGUGACGAUUGGCAUCCACCACCUCUACAAUUCAAUCUCUCUCACACAUCAUCAUUGAUAGCAUGUGGAGUGACCAUUGACUCCUCAAUUGGUAUUGAUGUAGAGGAAAAGCAAAGGACAAUGAAAAACAGUAUAUUAUCAUUUGCUAAACGAUAUUUCACUUUUGAAGAAGUGGAAUUAUUAAGUGCAAUUUCAGACCCUGAAGUUCAACGCCACGAGUUUAUUAAACUUUGGACACUAAAGGAAGCGUAUGUUAAAGCAUUGGGAAGAGGGUUCUCAGGUGCUCCUUUUAGCACCUUUACAAUUAGGUUUAGGCCUGUGAAUCCUGAUUCUGAGGAUUCUGAGAUAGUGAUUGUGCCUUUAGAGAAGCGAACUGAGCUUACAACUAAUUGGCAAUUUGCACAAUGUGAAUUGGCUGGUUCUCACUAUGCAGCCAUUUGUAGGGAGAGCAAUGGAGGGGCUCCAAUGAAAGUGGUGGUGCGGAAGACGAUUCCUCUUGUUGAAGAACACAUUGUUUCACAGAUUGAUUGAGUUGAUUGUGUUAUUACAAAGUGGUCUAAAAUUAUAAAAAUGAUUUGUUUCAACCUGUUAACAAUGUAAGGUGAAAGAGUUUGAUAAUCAAAACUUGUCCAAAAAUGUAAAUGCAUUCCUUACAUAUACUUUUCAAAUCUGAAUAUGUUUAUCUUGCAAAUACAAACACGAUAAUAAAGAUGCGAAGAAGAAUAAAGAU
This is a messenger RNA of Lactuca saligna, 1069 nucleotides long. Lineage: Eukaryota; Viridiplantae; Streptophyta; Magnoliopsida; Asterales; Asteraceae. The record is from the annotation of a GenBank genome assembly.